Molecule: messenger RNA, 3281 nt
Organism: Brassicogethes aeneus
Lineage: Eukaryota; Metazoa; Arthropoda; Insecta; Coleoptera; Nitidulidae
Source: the annotation of a GenBank genome assembly
AGUCGCUUUGGAAUGUUCGUGAUGUGAGUUUUGCGCGUGGCAGUUUCAAUUCGUGCCACCGUACGCAGCACGUGUUCACGAACUGACAGACAUCAUGUCAAUUAACAGUGCGAGAAGGAAACGAUGCGACAAUUGUUUUUCGGGUUUAGUGCUGGCCAUAGUUGCCGCUUUGUGUGUUCAAGGGAUUGUAAGUCAAGAUUUAACAUGUUGCACGCAUGCUACGGGGUCUUGCAGAUCAGUAUGCGAAAAGAUUUCUUUAGUGCAAUUGGCAGCUGACAACAAUUUAAGGAACCAAACCGUUAAUGAGCUACAAAACUAUUGCCCAACACAAUUAGUUUCAUUCUGGGAAUGUCUCAACACAAUUUUCAAAGACAUGUCCAGGGGAGAGUCCUGGUCCGGCCGCGUCUGCUGCACGCUCCCCUACAGCGAGAGCUGCCGGCGGGCCUGCAUAACGGCAACGUCGCCUUUCGACCUCGCGCACGGUUGCCGUCACAGCGACGAGAUCCCGUUCUUCGGCUGCGUCGAGAAGCAGCGCAGCGGCGAGGAUUGCUGCAACCAAUCGCGGAACGCCGAGUGCCGAGAGGCCUGCUUCGACGUUUUCAGGAGCCAAAUGACGCCCACCAAGCCUCAGCGGCACAAAAUCAAGGAGUUCUGCGAGGAUUCCAGCCCCAGAGUUCACGAUUGCGUCAGGGAUCUCAUCAAGGUCACUCCUGUUAAUAACACCAGUAAACAUAUUCAUUGUUGCGAAAAAUCCAACAAAAUGCAAUGCAGAGAGACGUGUAGAGGCAUACUGAACACCAAGAACACCUUUCAGGAGAUUUUGGAUGGCCUUCAACUAGGAGGUUGUGGUACAAUGUCUCUACUGGAUUACUUCUGGCAGUGCUUUCUUCAACCCGACAUAGAACCAAUAUCAACCUCCGUGGAGAUAUCGCGAAUCGAUAGAGUUGGUAUGGACAGUGCCAAAUGGCACUGCUGUCAACGAGCCUCGACCUCCACAUGCAAAAACUUGUGCUCGAAAACAUUCACCAAAUAUUGGGCUACGCAUUGGGACGAAUUCUACACCAAAUGCCUCGGCCAGGUGCAGGAGGAAGGCCUCAGGAACUGCAUUGACGAAGUCGAGGAGCCUUGCGAGUUGGGCUGCGACGGUCUCAGCUUCUGCACGAACUUCAACAACCGUCCGACGGAGUUAUUCCGCAGCUGCAGAUCGGAAGCUGACGAAGCUGCGCGCAGCGAUGUAACCUUGUGGUUGAACGAGAACAACCUAACGCUACCUGGUCUUACGCUGCCUUUGAAAAGGGACGCUAAAUGCUCACCGGAUAUCUGGAAGACGGUGGCAUGUACGUUACAAAUUAAACCGUGUUCGAGAAGCUCGCAUGGAAAUCAGAUAUGUCGGGAGGAUUGCAUGGAGGUUUUGAGUGAGUGCGUUGAUUGGAGCACCUUGUACUCAAAUCCUAACUCGAAGAUUACCUUGCAAUUUUCUCCUGAGUCCAUUUGCCAGACGUUGUCCCCAGAUGACCCCAACGCGUCAUGUAUAAAACUCGCUGACUAUAAAAACCCUUCCGUAUAUAACUACCAAAGAAUCAACGGUUUGGUUACGAGUCCCUGCAAGGGGAAUCCUUGCGAGGAAGACGAAAUUUGCCUCGUCAAUAAGAACUGUAUUCAUGGUGCGAACUGUCAAGGGUACACUUGCGUUCCUGGCUGCAAACUGGGCGAAGUUUCCGACUAUAUGGUACCGGACGGUACCUAUAUACGCAUACCAAUACCCAACAAACCGGGCUAUCUGAAAAUAUGUAGGUGCAACAAGAACAAAAUCGGGAAUUGUCAGCCUCUACCGCGCGUCAACUUCACGCCCUGCUUGUUGGGCAACAGACAGCAACUUCACGAGAGUUACUUCAACAUAGAUUGCAAUUUUUGUACGUGCUACGCUGGGGAGAUUAUUUGCAGCAAAAAACAAUGUGAAGAUGGAGCUUUAGGUGGUAGAAACGCUGCUUUCACUACACUACCUUGUAACUGCCCUCCACAUUACAUACCAGUAUGUGGAAGGAAUGGUAUAACCUACCCAUCGGCGUGUCUAGCGAAAUGUGCAGGUCUUACAGAUUCGGAUAUAGAAGAGCAUUAUCCUUGCCAGAAUCCUUGUCGGCCAAACUUGUGCCCGGUAGGCCAAAAAUGCGUUCCCCAUCCACAAGUGUGCCUCAGCUUGGUGCACAAACCGUGUAUCCAGCAUGAAUGCAUAAAUGGUACAGCGAAUUGCUCCCACAUUCCAAAGGACCCAGUGUGCGAUAUAGAAAACAACGAAUACCAGAACUCUUGCCUCCUAGCUCACAACAACGCCAAGUUGGCUUACAGAGGCCCCUGUUUGAACAAAUGCCGCUUCAAGGGGCAAGUCUGCGGUAUAAACGGCAGAACGUACAUAUCAGAAUGCGCCGCGUAUGCCGAUUUCGUGUCGAUAGACUACGACGGCGCCUGUGUGGCUGUGGGACUAAUAACCGACGAGAAAUCGAGGAGGUGCGCCAAUGUGAAGUGUCCGAAGUUGUUCGAUGAGAAUUGUUACGGUAUCACCCCGCCUGGGGCGUGCUGCCCCAUUUGCGGGGGCGCCUUGCGGAUCUUAUACUCCAGAAAGCAAAUAGACCGCGGGUUGUACGCCUUGCAGAACCAAUUUUUUAAACCGCUAAACUUGCAGUCCACCCUCAAGGCACUGGAGAGGCAGGUGCAGUCCGCGCAGUGCGUUCUUAGAGGGUACGUCAGCAUCGAGUUGGAUCUGUUUGUUUCUGUCGGGACCACGGAAAAACGCCCCUCCGACAUUCAAAUGGAGGCCUGUGUGCGGGAAGCGGAGAAAAUCGCCAACCUCAUCAACAACCACAGCCCGAGGAUCGAGAGCGAGUUAAGUCUGAGUUCUUUGACGUCGGCGACUAUAAUCCACACCCAGGCCACUUCAGCGGGGGUGAGUGUGGUAAAUUGUGGGGUAUUUUGGAGUUUUGUUGUUGGUAUUUUGUUGACUUCUUUAUAGGAUGUGUAAACCAAAGUUGUACAUAAGUUAGGCCAGUUGAAAGUUGUACAAUUUAAAGAUUUGCCUGUGAUAUACUUUUAGGAUUAAAAAGUUUGUUUUGUAUCUUUUUGUGUUUUAUGUGCCAAAGAAUUAUUAUAUAUAUAUACUUGUAAAUAAAUAAUAUAAAGUGCCUUGAAAUUAACAAUAAGACUGGGUCUUCUAUUCUAUAGUUUUAACACAAUACGAAUGUGUACCUACUAGUCUUAAAUAUUUAUUACAAUAAAAUUAUCCACCA